This is a messenger RNA of Acanthamoeba castellanii str. Neff, 888 nucleotides long. RefSeq lists its product as uncharacterized. The record is from RefSeq and is a predicted model, not a curated record. NCBI's taxonomy places the organism in Eukaryota, Discosea, Longamoebia, Acanthamoebidae. Bases 1 to 888 code for a protein of 295 amino acids. The transcript has a single exon.
AUGCAAGACCUCAAGAAGAUUCGCAAGCGCCUGCGCCAGGAGGUCGACGCUGCCGACGCGCCCAUCAAGGCCCUCGAGUAUCACGCCGACGAUAUCAAAAAGGAAGCCAAACGCCGACGUUUGUGCUUGCUGCAAAUCGCGGCCGACUUGCGGAAGGCCACCGAGCUCGUCGAAUCGUCCGCCAAGACCAACUUGUAUGUCGCCGACCUAAUCAAUGGGCUGUUCAACAGGAACUUCAUCGGCGAGGAUUUGGCUCUUGGCAGGCUCUUCGACACCAUUACGCAAAAAAGGGCCAUCGACUUACUGCGUGUCAUCAAGAAACACGAGGAAACGACGUCCUUGCAGCAGGCAGAGGCGCCCUGCGGAGUCGAUUCGCGGCUUUACGAACUCAUUCGAGGCAAGAUCAAGGACAUUGUCGACGUGUGCUACGAGACAACGUUGGAGAGCCAUCCCUACCUGGCUACCAACAAGACGGACCACGACGGCGAGUUUGAGUGUUUUGCAGGGGAAAAGGUCUAUCUCUUGGGCUCGGCGCAAGAUGGUGCAGUGAAGGCCGUGGAGGAAUGGCGGCGACCUGAUUACGAUGCGUUUGCGCUCCUCAACUGGGCGAACGCGAACCGCGACGGCUUUCCUGCCGCCGACUUCGAGCUCGCCACGGUCGAGGACAAGAGGAGAAAAGCAUACGCCCACGACUCCCUCACUCUGAAGAUUCCGGCGGUGCUUGUGUUUGUCAACCCGCUCGAGCCAUUGACCACCGCUGCUGGCGACGACGACGGCGAAAGCGAUGACGAAAGCGAUGAGAAGGACAGCGACGACGAUGACGAAGAGAAGGACGACCCAGAGAUAAGCGAUGAAGCGGCAAACACAACAACAUCAACGACGGUUUAG